AUGGCAGGAUCAAGCUCAAAACGACCAUUAAGGUCACCAGACGCAGACGACAGCGGCUCAGAUGAGCGCGCAGAGGUGGUCAAGCGUGUCAAGCGCGAAAGGAUGGAGAAUGCUGGCCGCCGUUCUUCGCCACCGCCACCGGAGGACGACGAGUCUGAGGACGAAGACAUGUCAGAGGAUGAUACCGACUCGGAUAUGGACCCCGAAGGCUACCUCGAGGCAUUCCGACGGUCCAAGGAGCUGCAGAAGCAGGAGCGCAAGAAGGGGCAGGGGCAUGAAGCACCCACCGCUGGCACUCUGAAAUCCCUCCACCUCGUGAACUUCAUGUCCCACGGCAACACAAUUGUCACUUUCGCCUCGAAGCUCAACUUUCUAGUUGGUGCCAACGGCAGUGGCAAGUCCGCCAUUCUCACUGGUAUUGCCGUUGUCUUUGGUGCCAAGGCCAGUGUGACCGGGCGUGGUCAGGGCGUCAAGGACCUGAUCAUGCGAGGCAAGGACAAAGCUUCCAUCAAAGUGGUCAUCGACAACAGAGGCAAAGGUGCCUACAAGCCCAACGUCUAUGGCGACAGCAUUACCAUCGAGCGCACUAUCCACUCGUCUGGUGCCUCUGGGUACACUUUCAAGUCUUCCAGCGGCAACAUUAUCGAGCGCAAACGUGAAGCAUUGGUCAACAUGCUUGACCACUUUGUGAUGGAUAUUGAUUCGCCUCUCACAAUCCUCACACAAGACAACGCGAAAACAUUCCUCGCAGCAUCAAACGAGCGAAGCCUUUACGCGUUCUUCCUGAACGGCACACAACUGGCUCCCCUCACGGCAGUGUAUGAUAAAAUCAAGGAAGACGUCAAAUCAAUCGGGCAAGAUGUGAUUCGUGCGAACGACGUGAUCCCCGAUCUGGAAGCCAAGGAGAAGAGUCUGAGGCGCCAAAUGGAGGCUGCCAAGAAAGUCUCGGAGCUUAAGAAGGAGGAGUACAACCUCCAGCGCCAAAUUGCCUGGGCAUACGUUGCCGGCAAGGAGCAGGAAUGCGAAAACGUCCGCAACGACGUCGCCCAGAGCAAAGCGAAGAUCGAAAAGAUCGACGAGACGGUUAGCGAGAAGCAGGGUUUGCGCUCGGAUGCUGAGCGCAAGAUGGAGAGAAUCCGAGAGGAAGUCGAAGAGACGAUACAACAGCGAGAGCCCUUGAAGCUCCAGCUCAAGCAAGCAAAGGAGGCCGCACAUGCGGCGAGAAAAGACUCGGAGGCCAACAAGAACUCGAUGGCCGACUGCCAGGAGGAACUUGACAGCGCUGAGCGAGAGGUACAGGAGCUGGCGCGCCAGAUUGCCGCGGCAUCAGGCGAUCAAGGACAGAACGCUCAAGAGGCCGAACUGCGGAAAAAGAAGGAAGGUGCGGAGAAGGCCUUGCGCAACAUGUCGGACCAGCUUCCGAAAGUCGAGCGAGACGUGGCAACGGGCAAGGAAGUCCUGGAAACCCGUCAGAGGGAGGCCGCCUCCUUGAACAACCGACGCGACGCGCUGUCGCUUGACCUGGACCGUGGGAAGCGACAGCUCGAGUCUCUUCAGCAGAGUUCCACCAACCGCCUGGCACGCUAUGGAAACCGCCUCGACAUCGUUCUGGAGGCCAUUAAGAAGGUCAAAUGGCGCCACUCUCCGCCCAUCGGGCCGAUUGGGCAAUAUGUUCAUCUCCACGAGAAUGACUUCAAGUACCGCGACGUUCUUCAAGGUGUUAUGGGCUCUUUCCUUUGCUCCUUUGCUGUUCGACAUGACGACGACAAGGUGACGUUGAUGCGUAUUCUCAGCGACGCUGCCAAACGGGGGUAUGAACCAUUAGGAAGGAGAGGUCAGGUCCCGCCUAUUUUGAAGCAUGCUGGCGACGUGUUCAACUACUCGCAAGGCGAUUUGUCCAACAGGACGACGACGAUUGACAACGAACAUGUCCUCCGCAUCUUGAUCGACAGGUUUCACAUCGAGAGGCUGGUGCUUGCGCCAACACGGGCCGAAGGCCUCGAUGAAAUCAAGCGACUGUUGAGCCAAGGCCUGUCUGAGGUCCAGUUACUGAGUGCCGAUUGCACGCAGCAGGUUGGACGCCAAGGGAACCUCUUCCAGUCGUCACCCGUGUCGCUAUGGGGAGGUUCAUCUCUCUUUAUCAAAGAUGUCGCGAGUGAAAUCACCUCUUUGAGCCAACAAGUGGCAACGAUAAAGGACGCGCAUGUCGAUGCCGUCGCAAAGUGCCGAGAACAAGCCGCGGGCAUCAGUGCGGCUGAGAAUGCGCUGGCUGAGAAGAAUCGUUCUCUGGAGCGUAUUGAAAAAGGCCUGCGCGACCUCCGACGUGUCCGAGAUUCACUCAAUGAGCAGUUGGCUGAUCUCGCUCCUGUCGAGGGCAAUGCCUUGUUAUUCACGAAGCAGGCUCGUGAAGAAGCUGUUACGAAUCUGAAGCAGGAGCUUGAAGUGCUUCGAGACAAGCAAAAGCAAAGUGAUGUUGCGCACGCUGAGGCCAUCAAAGUCGCCGAUGAGGCCGAAGAACGUUGGCAUGCAUCUGAGCCGCAGUUGCAACAGAGCAAGCACACGCUGCAGUUGCUGCACUUAAAGUGUGCAGAGCACAAGACCGCCGAAGAUCACUACAAACGGAGCCGUGCCCAAACGGAGCGGCAGCUCAACGAGCUUCAGCAGAAGUUGGAUAAGGUUGAAGAGGAGGUUGUCGACUGGACCCAGCGUGCCGAGGACAAGUGGGCGCGUGUGGAAGUCACCCAAAGUCCGGAAGAAUUGCAGGCGCGACGAGCCGUCCUUGCGAAUCGGAUCCGUGACGCCGAAAAGAACGAUAACAUCAACGUGGAUGAGAUUACGGUCAAAUACAAUGAAGCCCGCGCCAAUGCCGAAGAGCAAAAGGCGAAGAUUAGGAACUUCGAAGGGCUGGUCACGCAUCUGAGGAAUGUGAUUGCGACGCGCCAUAAAACCUGGGAGGUACUGCGCUCCCUGACUUCGGUCCGCGCCGCCGCAGCUUUCACACACAACAUGGGCAAGCGUGGCUACAAUGGCAAGAUCACCUUUGAACAUGAGGCGGAGAGGCUAGUGAUCGCUGUCCAAACAGGCACCCAAGCUGAACGCUCUCACGCCGCGGCGCCACUGGCCUACAAGCCGAUCACGUCUCUGUCUGGUGGCGAGAAGUCGUACACCACUGUCAGCCUUCUAUUGGCCUUGUGGGAGACGUCACCGACUGCCAUCCGCUGCCUUGAUGAGUGGGAUGUGUUCAUGGACAUGAUGAACCGACAGCUCGCUGCAAAGCUUCUGAUUGAGGGAGCCCGUGAAGCCACGUCAAAGCAGUUCCUCCUGAUCACACCGCAGACGCUCUCUGGUGUGCCUUCAAACAUGGGGCCCGACAGCAAGAUUAUCCAGCUCAAGGACCCGGAGCGUGGGCAGACGACUCUGGUGUGAUCGAGGUGGUCUUUCGGCGAGUGAGCAGGGCCGGUAUGUCGAGUGAGCAGGGCCAGUAUGUAUGACAUGGGGUUG
Vanrija pseudolonga is the source of this 3501-nucleotide messenger RNA. RefSeq names its product Structural maintenance of chromosome0s protein 6 (gene smc6). The record is from RefSeq and is a predicted model, not a curated record. Gene Ontology annotation, molecular function: damaged DNA binding; single-stranded DNA binding. NCBI's taxonomy places the organism in Eukaryota, Fungi, Basidiomycota, Tremellomycetes, Trichosporonales, Trichosporonaceae. Gene Ontology annotation, cellular component: site of double-strand break; Smc5-Smc6 complex; nucleus. Gene Ontology annotation, biological process: double-strand break repair via homologous recombination. The transcript is spliced from 20 exons. The coding region runs from base 1 to 3426 and encodes 1141 amino acids.